GACCCAAAAGGUUCUGGUGUCUCUCCUCAGUGCCCUGGGGAAGGUUCUGGAAGGUCGGGCGGCGUUGAGGACCUGCUUCGACAGCGCUUUCUUCCUGCGGCCACGGGAGCAGAUGCAGGUCCUGGAAGGGCACCUCUACACAAGGACGCUGCAGGCCAUGGACACCAUGCUGGAGGAGAUGCUUCUGGGCUCUCCCAGCUCCACCAUCGUUCUCCAGGAUGUCCUGGAGGUUUUGCUGGAGUAUUUCUUCUUCGACACAGCGGCCGUGCAGGAAAGAGUGAUGGGCAGGAUUAAACUGCUGAGCCGUUUUUUAUCCGACUCUUCCAUUGUGCAGGAGGAGAGCGGCGCUGCCGGCGGACAGAUCCCGGCGCUGGGCAAGCUGCUGGGCCAUCUUUUCUUGAAGUUGUUGAGGAAAGAGGAAAGCAGCGGGACGGUGGUGGAGAUCCUCUGCUCCCUCAUGACCUUCCUCUCCCGGCAGAAACGCACCAAGCUGCCAGAGGUGCACGCGGAGCUCCCGGCGUUCUGGGAAGCCGAGAUCGCUUCCUACCUGGAUAUGCCCAGCAGCUGGACGGUUCAGGCCUUUGGGAGAUACCUCAGGCCUGCUGAGAGGACAGACAUCAUCCUCACCGCCAUCGAGAUCCUGGGACGCUCCAGCCUCCUGGACAAGCGGGUGCCAAUGGAGUUCCUGGAGGUGGCCAUGAAAUCCCCUGAGCUGUGGCUGGUGGAUGUGCCAAAGGUGGUGAGACACAUCUUCACCUACUGCGACGAGAAAAAUGCCACAACCGCUCGCUGCUUCCACGCCCUGCUCGCCCUCAUGGCCAACCUGUGGCCUGGGCUGGUCGUCACCACAGCUCUGGAGGCUGCGCCGAUACUCAGCGAUAAAGUCUGUCUGUGGGAGGCCAUGUUCUCCGUGCGCCAGUCUCUGGAGAAGGUUCUGAGGGAGCUGCACAUGAAACUCUGGGACCACCAGAAGGAAGUCUUCACUCAGCAGCAGAAGUCCUGCUUCGCUUUCUUGGCUAUGUUGGCGUCUGGAGACGUUCUGGAGAAGAAAGUGGGCUCGUUGUACAAGAGCCUGAAUCUUCUGAGGUCUUCAAGGAUGGAGAUGGUUCCUCUGGUGCUCAGGGCCCUGGUGACGCUGUCAGAGGGAGCUGAGACGGCAAGGAAAAUGAGAGGCCUCCUCCCCGAGCUGCUGAAGUUCCUUUGGCAUUGGUCCUGGGACAUCUCGGUGAUGGCCAUGGACACCUGCCUGAACGUGCUGGGCCAGCUGAGGAGCAGCGAGGCCAGCCCCGUGGUGGCCAAGGUGGUGCAGAACCUCUGGCGGCUCUUCGAUGCG
This is a messenger RNA of Parus major (Great Tit), 1333 nucleotides long. RefSeq lists its product as uncharacterized. The record is from RefSeq and is a predicted model, not a curated record. NCBI's taxonomy places the organism in Eukaryota, Metazoa, Chordata, Aves, Passeriformes, Paridae. The transcript has 10 exons. Gene Ontology annotation, cellular component: cytoplasm. The annotation marks the transcript as partial.